AACAGGCGAGAACGGCCCCCUCAUUCCGGUGACGUAAAACUUCCAACCAAUGAGCUGCUGCGGUUCUGUUUCACAACCCAGAGGGGGAGGGUGUUGUUACAAAACUUGUGGAGCAUGUGGCGCCAACUGAGCCCAGUGAUCAGCUGAGAGGUUCGACCCGGGAUCUGCUCAGCAAGAAGCUCCUCUCACCCAAUAAACAAUAUGUCGACAACACGGACUAAACGUAAAGCGGUUGUGAAGGUGUUAAUGGAGAGGACUCCCGUGGAUCUGCAGGAUUCAGUCCGACGAUCAUCUCGAAAUGCCUUGGCUCCAAAACGUCUUCAAUACUCUCCUGAUCUAGCAACAGCGGAAGCCACCAACAAGAAGAGGAAAACAAAAGAGCGCAAAGAUGAAGACACUCAGAACAAGACGCAGGACCUGAAGGAGGAGGAGGAGGAGCAAAGUAGUGAGCAUGUGUCUAGUGGACAUGAGGGACUGUCUCUGUAUGAACUGGAGCGGCUGGAGAACAUCAGGCAGAACCAGGCCUUCCUGUCCUCCAUCAACUUGUUCCAGGCCACUGAAGGGCUCAAGCAGUUGUCACGACCAAAGCCAUCACAGAGGGGUCUCAUGAGGUCAAACACUGCUGCAAAAGAAGUGCUGCCACCUCGCAAAUCCCUUCGUCUCCAAAAUAAAGAGGCAGAGAUCCUGACACUUCCCCCUGAACCCAGAGGGACACUGAUCUAUGAAGAGUCUAAGUCACUUAAGAAGCCUGCCGGUCCUCUGCCCAUGGAUCCAGUCAACAUGGAGGAAGGAAGCAAGCUGCCAUCACAACUUUUUAAGAUCUGCUCAGAGACAACAAAAGAAAGAAAAGAUGAGCUUGAUCUGAAAAAUUACAGCUCGGCUCUGAAGAAAAUGAAGAUUACUCAGGAGAGAGUGGCCAAAGUGGUGAAGGAUCGAGUCUUCUCUGCUGCGUUCCACCCCUGCAGCAGCAGCCUGCUGAUGGCCGCAGGAGACAAGUGGGGAAAAGUUGGGCUCUGGAAGUUGGGUGCUGAUUGGGGAGAUGAUGGUGUGCUGCUCUUUGAGCCUCACACUCGUCCAGUUAGCUGUAUGGCGUUCUCCAGGGCUCACACCACCCAGCUGCUGAGUCUCAGCUAUGACGGCUCUCUUCGCUGUAUGGAUAUAGAGAAAGCAGUCUUUGACGACGUGUAUGACAUUAAAGAUGGCCUGAAAACCUUUGACUUCAUGUCUCAUGACUGUUCGACACUAGUCGUCGGGGACUGGUACGGAGAUGUUGCCAUCAUUGACAGGCGCACCCCAGGUAACUCCCAUGAGUCCGUCCACUCACUGGACCCAAAGAGUCUGCGUUGUGUUAGUGUCCACCCUGUGCAGAAGCACUACUUUGCUGUGGCAGAAAACAGGAUAGUGAGUAUUUACGACAGCAGAUGCCUGAAGAAAACAAAAUGCCAGGCAGUCUCUCAGCUGCACGGCCACUCAUUGAGCAUAUCCAGUGCUUAUUUCUCCCCUCACACAGGGAACAGAGUUCUCACCACCUGUAUGGAUAACCACAUCAGAAUAUAUGACACAUCUGCAAUGAAAACACAAUCUCCCUUAUUGACAAAGAUCAGACAUGACAUGCAGACUGGCCGCUGGCUGAGCAAGCUAUCAGCGGUGUGGGACCCCAAACAGGAAGAGUGCUUUGUUGUGGGCAGCAUGUUGAGGCCUCGGAGGGUACAGGUGUUCCAUGAAAGUGGCCAGCUCCAGCACACAUUCAUGGACGAUGACAACCUUAACACAGUGCUGUCCGUCACUGCUUUCCAUCCCAGUAGGAACGCCCUCCUGGGGGCCAACUCAUCAGGCCGCCUGCACGUCUUCUCUGACUAAGACCCAAACAUGUUGGACCAUCACCUUCACUUGCCUUUCUCAGAAGUUCUCUGAAGCUACAAGGUUUUCCUCAGGGCUAUUUUCCACUUUAAUUUUAACAAGAAAUCCUGCCACUCUCCAUGAUGGACAGGAUGUGUUAAUCCUCAUUUACAGUGAUUGUACAACGACCACAAAAAGCUCAGUUUUGGUCCAGAUGUGUCAGAUUUACAGCUUUACUCCCCCUUACAGCUGUUUAUCUUCCUUCCUCUCCUUACUCCAGAGGAAACUCCUUCAAAGUGCUUUUGAGAUUUUCUUCACGUCUCUUGAACUUUUCAAUCAACCUAACAACAAAUCCUCAUCCUCAUGUGAUUGUUGAUUUUUUUAGUUGAUGUUGACGAACCAGCUGAUAAAGUUUUAUUUAAUGUCGGACACGUGAUCUUGCUUCAGUUUUAUAUCUCAACUUAACACAGAUCAGUGUGUUUUUUCAGUUUUAGUAACCAGUUAGGUUAGGUAAAUAAAUUCAGUUGGAUUCAACAUAAAGUGAAAAAGCAAUGUACCGACACUGAUUAUUUCUGUUCUCUGUUCUCAAAUGAUGUAUACAAUCCAUUCAAUUUCUAAAAUGCUCCUUCUGCAUUCUCUGUGGAGCUGUGUCUUUGUUUUGUUGUGGAACAAUAGUUUCUGUGUUAAGUCGUUGCUGUUAAAUUCAUGUUUUUUUAUGUUACCUUUGAAGCAAAAACAAUAAAUUGUUUUUUAUACAAC
Messenger RNA from Paralichthys olivaceus (Japanese flounder), 2598 nucleotides. RefSeq names its product WD repeat domain 76 (gene wdr76). Gene Ontology annotation, molecular function: protein binding; DNA binding. NCBI's taxonomy places the organism in Eukaryota, Metazoa, Chordata, Actinopteri, Pleuronectiformes, Paralichthyidae. The record is from RefSeq and is a predicted model, not a curated record. Gene Ontology annotation, biological process: regulation of DNA damage checkpoint. Gene Ontology annotation, cellular component: nucleus.